UUUUUCUUCUACAACACAUUCUUGUGAUACGUUUGAUCCUCUUAGCUGAGCACUACUUUCUUACUCAACCCCUGAAAAAAAACUUGCUCCAAGUGGUGAUCUACAAGAGCUUGGCUUCUCAGCCCAUGCAUCCCAUCAGCUAACUUCUACAGACUGUGCCUCUACAUGUGUUGCUGAGAGCUUAUAGUUUCCACAAGGCCUUUUGGCUUGGCUGACUGGCUGUGGCGCUGUGUUAGUUAGGAUUGCAUUCCCUAGAGUUGGUGAAGCCAUUGCCAUCCCGUACAGUUUCAGUGACUUUGACUAACGUAACUAGAAUUAGUCUGUGGCCUAGCAUUCAGGAGGAGGCAGGGUAAGUUAUUCAGACUGUAACUGUUUUUUCUUCAGAGAAGUAAUUUGUUUGGGUUGCUAUACUGAAUGGUUGUAUUGUAGAGUUACAGCAAAUGCAUAGGAAAAAGAAAAGAGUGAGUAAGAAAGGAUUUCUAUCUGUCUUAUGUUGGUUUUGUUUGUUUUCAAAUGGCAGAUGCUUUCUUCACCUGUCGAAAGAAUGUGCUUCUGGCGAAGAGCACGUCCACCCAGAUAGAAGGCAUCUUUGCUGCGACCAGAGGAAAGUCGGUCCCAGAAGAGCAAGAAGCCCUUCUCCAACAGUGGCUGGAGGAAGGAGCAGGGAAUUUGUCAGCCAGUGAGAGUGCUCCAGCAGUGGGGAAAGCAUCAGUUACACUCACUAGUGACUGGUUAGAAGGUUCAGAGCUAUUGAUGACUAGCCUCAGCAACCUGAAUUCGGCUCCAGAAGUCACCUGGUGUGCUGGUCAGCAGCUCACAGAGCUACACGCCUUGGCUUCUUCAGAACCGCAAGAUCAUGAAGUGACAGAACUGGCAAAAUUACCAGCAGAGGAAACAGUGGCUGUAGCAGGCAGUGCCCCUUGGGCAGCUGUGGUGCCACAGAUGGAUCAUCAGAUAGCUGGCUGUGCCACUAUCGAUGUAGAAGUGCAGAAUGAAGACCCAGCUGUGCUGGCCUGGAGCUUAGCGUGUGGUGCAGAGACAGUGCCAACGGAGCCCCCAGCCUGGCCCAUUCAGGAUACGGUACAAUUUUGUCCGCUCGCAGCAGAGGUACCCUACCAUGAGAUUUUAUGGAGAGACUGGGAGGAUCUUUCUGUCCAACCCUGUGUGCUAGAGCAGGUCUCGAGAAACACUCCUCUCUUUGAAUUUCGAGUCAUGUCUUACAACAUCCUUGCCCAGGACCUGGUGGAACAGGGCCUUGAUCUGUAUCUACACUGCCAUCCAGACAUCCUGAACUGGAACUACCGCCUUCCAAACCUUUUGCAGGAGAUCCAGCACUGGGAUCCUGAUGUUCUGUGUCUCCAGGAGGUGCAAGAGAACCAUUACUGGGAGCAGCUGGAACCGACAUUCAAGGAGAUGGGCUUUGCAUGCUUCUAUAAACGGAGAACUGGGGCGAAGACAGAUGGCUGUGCAGUGUGCUAUAAACACAGCAGGUUCCAGCUGAUCAGCCUCAGCCCCAUAGAAUACUUCCGGCCUGGCCUGGACAUCCUCAAUCGGGAUAAUGUGGGCUUGGUGCUGCUGCUACAGCCUCUGCUCCCAGAGGGCCUAGAUCUGAAGGCAGUCAGUCCGUUGUGUGUGGCCAACACUCAUGUAUUGUUCAAUCCCCGGCGGGGAGAUAUCAAACUGGCCCAGAUGGCCUUGCUCUUAGCAGAGAUUGACAAGAUUGCAAAAACUACUGAAGGCAGCUACUAUCCUGUCAUCUUGUGUGGAGACCUGAACUCUGUACCUGAUUCUCCACUCUACAAAUUCAUCCGGAAUGGUGAACUUUCCUACCAUGGGAUGCCAGCCUGGAAGGUGUCUGGUCAGGAAGACUUUUCCCAGCAGUUGUAUUCACGGAAACUGCUGGCCCCACUGUGGCCGAGCUCGCUGGGUAUAACGGACAACUGCCAAUAUGUCACUCUGUGCCAGCCAAAGAAAUCAGGCAGACGUAAGUACAGCCGGGACUUCCUGCUCCAGUUUCAUUUUUGCGAUGUUGCCUGUGAACGACCACCGCAGCUGGUCCUCUUGGAAGGUGUGACAGAUGCUAAACCAGACCGCCCUGCACAUUGGCCCAAGCCUGCUGACAUGGUGAACGACCCUGAUCCCCAGCCAUUUGUCCCAAGGUCUUCAGGCAUUAUCCAGCAUGGGCUCAACCUGACCUCUGUCUACAGCCACUUCCUGCCACAGAGGGGACGCCCAGAGGUCACAACGAUGCCCAUGGGGCUUGGAGCCACUGUUGAUUAUAUCUUCUACUCAGCAGAACUCAUGGAGAAUGGGAGCAGGGGCGGUCGCAGGCUGUACCGGGAUGGAGCUUUGAAGCUGCUUGGCCGCCUUUCCCUUCUCUCUGAAGAUGUCCUGUUGCUGGCAAAUGGCUUACCAAAUCCUUUUUGUUCAUCUGAUCAUCUCUGCCUGCUGGCUAGCUUUGGCUUGGAGAUCUCCAGCCUCAAGGAGGGUUAGUGUUGGUUCCCUUUCCCUGAAGAAAAGCCAUUCUGAACACAGCAGUUGAGGCUCUGGAUUGCAAAACCUGCUUGCAAGAAAACUCUUUUCUUUAUCAUGCCCUAAAAGUCCCUUUCUUCCCUCACAUGCUCACAAAAAGCAGGGAUGGGAGAGUUGGAGCACUUUUUGCAUUGGUAUUUUGUGGGUCUCUGCAAACCUGAGCUGUGUUCCCAGUGGGCUUCCAGUUGUAUUCAGGCAUUACCAUCUCUAAAAGGGGUCCUUGUUCCACUGCUUUGUUUAGCAGAUGUUAUAGUGCUGCGGGAAUCAAUAUAAAUCACAUAUUUAUUUGUCCCUGUGUGAGAUCUUCAAGGAGCUGGGAAAGAGGGGCAACACUGCCUACUUCUGGUUAGUUAAUUGCUACUAAGGAGCAGGGGAUGUAUACAUCAAUAUUCUUUCACACCAAAACAAUGGUGCUUUUAAUUUCUCAGUGAUAGUUUAUGAAGUAUGGUCCUUCCAGGACUAGUCGCCAUGUUGCCUUUGAGAGUGUUGGCUCUGCUAACUGCUUGGAAAUGGCUUUCACUUAAUAAUGUGUAAGGACUGUCUUCCUGGCAGAAGGUUUUGUGCAGUUGAACAGUUUCUACAAAAAGCCGCCUGCUGUGACUAAUGGACCAGGGAAUGGAAUUGCUAGGAAUGGAGCCAGGGGUUCUACAGAGCCACCCGCAGGAGCGCGAGAACUGCAGCAAAAGCCUAGAGGCCUUGGGGAAGGCUCCCUUCCUUUCUACCAGUCUCAGAAUGGUACCUAGUUUGGCACUUGUAGGAAAAAUAUUUACGAUCCUCGCAGUGAAUAUCAGGUGGAAAAAAUCAUCCUGCUAGGCAUGACAACCCCAGGAGGCUAUAGCUCUGGGAGGUCCCAAAAGAGUGAUGGAAAUGGAAGGCAUGUAAGAGACAGCAGAACCAUCAGAUGGAAGAGCUGGUAUUUGUCAUUUGCCGUACUCUUUCUCUGUGCCCUCCCUAUUCCAUUCAGCCUGCCAGGGGUCAGAUAGCCAACCUGUAGCAUCCUCCUGUGCCAGACUGAAGUUCAGGCUGCUGCCUUCUUCUGGAGCCAGCCAUGUUUAGGUAGGUAGAACCUGUAGGACUGGCUCCUGGGUCUUGACAGGUGUUGGGAGGGAAGGGAAGGCUCUGUAACUUGGAGCCAGAUUGUCAAUCACUUGGAUGCCAGUGUACCUUUGGUGUCCUAUCAGUGUACUUUUGUCAGCAGUGGCUUGGCCAGUACAAGAACAGUAGAACUGUACCUGUUCCUAGGGCAGAUUCCCCAGUUUAGCCUGACGUUUGGUGCUCAGUUUUUCCAUGAGAGAUGAGAGCAAUAUUGGCAGAAACAGUAUCAAUCUUCUCUUUACAAAUGAGGCAGGGAAAUCUGGUCCCACCUCAGGUUUUUGUGGGAAGGUAAGAGACUUGAAAUACUGUUCUCUCUUCUUGGGUUAUAUUGGAGGGCUUUCAUAUUUUAAAUGUUACUUUCUUUAUUGAAAAUUAAUUUUUUUUUAAUCUAAGAAAAAACCACAAAGUAACUGCAGCACCUUGUGCUCCUGGCAGCUGAACCCUCUGAGGACUUGUUCAACAAGGCUUUGCUGGCUGGGAUGUGAAAGAGGAGAGGACAAAUUAGCUACACAGGAUACUAGUAGUGAGGGUUGAAGGGAGGGAAGAAGUGGCCCUAUCUGUAUCCCAGCACAUCCCCAAAUCCCAGAGGUGGUUUAUUUGGCAUAGGGCUUGUCUUAGAAAAUGGUUUGCAUUCAGGAACCCUUCCCCUCCUCCCAAAGAAAGCAAGUACUGGUGAUCUUUUACAGCUCACUUGUGUUAACUGUACAGAAAUGAGGGGUGUGUGUGGGGAUAGUGUUCUGUGCCCAUAUGAUGGUGUAAAGACUGCAUAUUCCUUCUUGUCCCUACCAGAUGGUGUGGUAUUUGCCUGGUGAUGUGUGGAUGGCUUUUGCUACCCCAGUUGGGAUAACAUGUAGGAGUCCAUAUAAGUGAACAGCAAUCUGCGGGUGAAUAAGUUCGCAGCUUUGUUUGCCUUUAGUUUCACAGGUAAUGGUUCUGGCAUGGCACUGGCAUUUGUAUGUGGGGAGGGAUGCAGAGCUGUGUAUUUCUAUGGCUCUGUUUAUCUGACAGUUGCACUAAUUUCUGCAAGUACUCUUAUUCUGACUUUUUAGUUGGUUGUUUUUGUAAAGAGAGGGGAGGAAAGGGAAAUCAGUGAACCAAGAGCUUUAUCUUCUGCCAGGCUUGAAAAGAGGUUGCCAGAAAGCAGCCUGGUUGCAGAUAACUCCCACCAGCUGGUAACACGGUAAUAGGAAACCUGGAAGACACUGAAGAUUUAAAAACAAUCAACCAAAAGCAAACCAUGGAACACCGUGACACAUAGUGUUGGCACUUAAAACUUUGGCUAUCUGCUUCAGUUGUAAUUGCUGGCUAGGUCUGAUGGUCAGCUGAU
This is a messenger RNA of Haliaeetus leucocephalus (bald eagle), 4954 nucleotides long. It is a transcript of the gene ANGEL1, whose product is annotated as angel homolog 1 (Drosophila). Lineage: Eukaryota; Metazoa; Chordata; Aves; Accipitriformes; Accipitridae. The coding region runs from base 514 to 2493 and encodes 659 amino acids. The transcript is spliced from 9 exons. Gene Ontology annotation, molecular function: 3'-5'-RNA exonuclease activity. The record is from RefSeq and is a predicted model, not a curated record.